Molecule: messenger RNA, 2058 nt
Organism: Propithecus coquereli (Coquerel's sifaka)
Lineage: Eukaryota; Metazoa; Chordata; Mammalia; Primates; Indriidae
Gene: SMIM10L1
Product: small integral membrane protein 10 like 1
Exons: 1
Coding region: 141-347 (68 amino acids)
Source: RefSeq, a predicted model, not a curated record
UGCACGAAGCGGUGGCAGCAGCAGGGGCAGGUGUAAGCUCGGCGGCCGUUUUGCCCCCGGUCCCGGCCGUCACUCGGGGGUUCGCGGGGCCUGCGGUGACCCUCGGCUCAAGACGCUGGGCGGCCAGCGACAACGGGUCCAUGGCCCCAGUGGCUGCUCCGUCUUUCCUGGCCGUCAGGGCCACGAGCCUGACCGCAAACCCCACCUCGUACGGGGUCUUCUGCAAGGGGCUCUCCCGCACCCUACUCGCCUUCUUCGAGCUGGCCUGGCAGCUACGUAUGAACUUCCCGUACUUCUACAUCGCGGGCUCGGUGAUCCUCAACAUCCGCUUGCAGGUACACAUUUAGAGCCGUGACUAACUCGCCGGUCUCCAGGGCCAGCAUGAUGGCCGACUCCCAGACAGCCUCGCGGCGGAGCGGAGCUGCGGACGACAAGCCCUGCAGUCUCGCGAGAGUGCCCGGGCGCCCUCCGCGGCUGCGCUCUUCGCUGCUAGCCGAGCCCCCCGGAGGGUGGCGGAAAUCCUGCAGCUACCAGAAAGGGGAAAUGCGCGGCUCCGGGAGCGGAGAACUUAGUGAAGACCAGCGGAAGAUUUAAGAAACUAUGCGUCCUUAAAACAAACAGCGGACGAAUUUCAGGAUGUGACAAAGAGUACAGGAUGCAUUGUUUAAAAGGAAAAGACAGGAAGGCCAAAAUUUUCUGAAAAAAAUCGGUAAACUUUGGGAAUAUUGGAUUGAAUUGUAAGCAAGACUGGAAUAAGAGAAGCUUAAGGUAUUAAGGAUAUGAUAUGGAAGGCAUAUAUUUCUUCAUCCCACAAGAAAAAACAACGAUAGUCAGAAACUCUCAGUGAAAAAACCCAAAACUGUACAGGAAAAGCAUCCUCCAAAUACCAAACAGAGAAUGCUGCAGGAUUUUGAACAGAUGGUAGGAGUACAAGAAAAUGAACUGUAUUUCAAUGUUCCUGUGAGCAACACGUGGAUCAAGACCUUGGAGCUGAAGAAAAGGAAAACCUGUCCUAGCGCACAGCUUCGCUAGUCAGUGAAUAACAUACAAGUAAUAAUAAUGCAGAUGUUGUUUAUGAUUUUUAUCUUUUAAGGGAAUACUUAAUUAUGGUUACAAAGUAGAAUGCAAAUGUUAGCAUCCGAGUUUUAAAAAUACAGUCGGGAAUACAGUAGGAAUGUUGAGGGAGAGAAGGGAAGGUAAAUUGAAUGGUUAUAGUGUCCUUAGAAAGUGGAAAAUUGAGAGAUACAGACUGUUGUUGAGGGAGAAAAGACAUUUUAUUACUUGCAGGGCAACAUUAAUGUUUACUAGAAUAAUAAUAUAACUAUAUUAAAGAGGGAGGGUGGUAGGGAAGAACAGCAUGAAGUCAACAGGUAUGCCUAAAGAUGGAGAUUUCAGAUGGGAUAUCUCAAAAAGAAAAAUUGAUUAACUGGUGUAUUUGAAUAUGUACCAGAGAUUUUUCAUUUUUCAGAAAGCCUGGGGAUGAAUUAGUUAUCUGUAGAUUUUUCAAAACUUUGAAAAUACGGAGUUAAUUAUGAACCCCAGGAAAGAUAAAAAUUUAAAAACUACAGUGCAUACCUUAACUAUGAGUAUUAGUCAUGUAAGUCAGUUGUAAUUAUGUAAAUACUGAAUACUGAUUUAACAAGAAAUGAUUAUAUAACAUUGGGAGGGUGAGCGAAAAGAGACAGGUGUGUGUGUUAUGAUGGAGGGUCAAUCAUACCUAAUAUAGAAAAGUAAAAAAAAAACAGUACAAACGUUUUAAAAAAAUAAAUAAAUGAAAAACAGCUAAGAGUCAAAAGUGAUUGUCUCUGGAGAAAGGAAAUCAGGGGUGAGUAGAGAAAAGGCUUACUGUUUUUAACUACCAGUCUAACAGUAUUUUGAUUUCUUUUGACCUAUGUAUUUGCUUUCCUUUCACUAAAAACUAAUUUAAAUAAAUUUCAUUUUUAAAAGUUCUCCAGGUGAUACAAAUGUGCACCACUGGGUAAGAGCCACCAAAGUAAAAUGGGAUUGAAUUUUCAAAUCAAACCAGACCUCUGUUAAAAUAAAAACUCUAGUUUUGUG